AUGUCUAAGAGUACUAAUCAAACUGCCUUCGUUGUCGUUCCCUGUGACGAACAAAAGCAAGAACCAAUUUAUAAUAAAGAAAAUCAUAUUCAUUUAGACGGAACUGGAUUAUCUCAGAAAAGACCUUGUAAAUUAUGGAAAAAAGCUUUGAUAAUCAUCAUGUUCAUUUUCUUUGGUAGUCGUCUGUUAUUUCAUAGGAACUCCCUUUACUCUAAUAAUAAAACUUGUCAUGGAGUUCCAGUAACUCCACUUAAAAUAUAUGAACCUCAUACCUAUUAUGAAUCAUCUUGCAAUCCUUCGUACAAAUGGAAUGGUCCAAGCGAAUUGUUGAUUGAUCCUAGUGAGGUUUCUGGAUUAAUUUUUAACGUUAAGGGAAUGGCAUCGCAUGGAAGUGUUCUCAUUCGUCAUGACCCAAACGCAAAAUUUAUUACUGUUAAUAAUAAGAUUUAUUUAUCCGAAGAAAGUCUCCAAAAUGAAGUUGAUAUUAAAAUUGAUAUUAUUGAUGAAGAUUAUAUCAUCACCAUCGAGACUCCUUCGUUUGAUGGUCCACGUCCCACCGCGAAAUGUGUUCACGUUGAUACUAUAAUUACAUUUCCCAAACAAGUUAAUUUCUGGCGAUCUUUGGUUAUUGAUGUACCGAAUGGUUGGGUUACGAUUAAUGACUUGAAAAAUAUCGAAUUUGCUUAUGUUGGCUUAAAGACCAGAAAUGGUGAUAUCAUGAUUAAAGAUCUCAAUUCUGCUGUUUCCGAAAUUGCCACUAUUAAUGGGUUAGUCCACGGAUCAAUUGUAACUGCCGAAGCAUUGGAUAUCCGUACUGUAAAUGGUAAUAUUGACAUAAAUGUCAUAGUCAAUGAAUUUGCGGAACAUGUUGGAAUUACAACAAAAUCUAUUAACGGUCAUGUGGAAUUCAAUUUAAACGAUGAUCAAACCAUUGAUAUUAAAGCUGGUUCAGUUAAUGGAGGUAUUCUUGUUAUUGCGCCUGAUUCGUAUGUUGGAGAUUUCUCAGCUACCACCUUAAUUGGAUAUUCAUAUGUCUCUGGUUCUAACACAACUUUCACAAAGAAUAUGAGAAAUACUAAAAUCGGUUACAAAACAAAAUCAGGUGAUGACGAUGAGAGUGAUUCUCAUCGCCAACAUCAACAUCGACAUCGACAUCAUGAGAAAAAUAAGAAGAAGUCACAUAAAAACCGUCACGAAGAAUUCGAUUCACAUUUGGUUCUUGAAGCAGUGACCGGUGCUGUUGAAUUGUUAUUUAUGACUGAUAAUACUUAUUAG
Diversispora eburnea is the source of this 1275-nucleotide messenger RNA. The record is from the annotation of a GenBank genome assembly. Lineage: Eukaryota; Fungi; Glomeromycota; Glomeromycetes; Diversisporales; Diversisporaceae.